Molecule: messenger RNA, 4720 nt
Organism: Athene cunicularia (burrowing owl)
Lineage: Eukaryota; Metazoa; Chordata; Aves; Strigiformes; Strigidae
Gene: FECH
Product: ferrochelatase
Exons: 11
Biological process (GO): heme biosynthetic process
Molecular function (GO): protoporphyrin ferrochelatase activity
Source: RefSeq, a predicted model, not a curated record
UGUGCCGCCGCCGGCCGCGCCGCGCGUUAUCCGGUAAAAAGCAGCAGCCAGCUGAGGGUGCCGGUACGAUGGAGGGGUCAGGCAACCGCAGCCGCAGUGCCGGAGAGCACGAAGCCUCAACUUCAGCCGGCAGCGCGGAAACCUAAAACUGGCAUCUUGAUGUUAAACAUGGGAGGUCCAGAACGGCUGGAUGAUGUGCACGAUUUCUUGCUUCGUCUCUUCCUGGACAGAGAUCUAAUGACGCUUCCAGCUCAAAAUAAACUAGCCCCAUUCAUUGCCAAACGCCGCACGCCGAAAAUCCAGGAGCAGUACAGCAGGAUCGGAGGCGGAUCGCCCAUCAGGAAGUGGACGGCGGUGCAGGGAGAAGGCAUGGUGAAGCUGCUGGACAGCAUGUCUCCGCGCACCGCGCCUCACAAGUACUACAUUGGCUUCCGGUACGUCCAUCCCCUGACAGAAGAAGCGAUUGAGGAGAUGGAGACGGACGGCAUCGAGCGGGCCAUCGCCUUCACGCAGUACCCGCAGUACAGCUGCUCCACCACGGGAAGCAGUUUAAAUGCCAUCUACCGCUACUAUAAUAAGAAAGGGGAGAAGCCGAAGAUGAAAUGGAGUAUAAUUGACCGGUGGCCCACACAUCCCCUUCUUAUCCAGUGCUUCACAGAUCACAUACAGAAGGAACUGAACCUGUUCCCACCCGACAAAAGGAAAGAUGUUGUCAUCCUCUUCUCUGCUCACUCGCUGCCCAUGUCUGUUGUGAACCGUGGUGAUCCGUAUCCUCAGGAAGUGGGAGCUACUGUCCAGAGAGUCAUGGAGAAGCUGAACUACUCCAACCCUUACCGGCUGGUGUGGCAGUCCAAGGUUGGACCAAUGCCUUGGCUGGGUCCGCAGACAGAUGAGACCAUUAAAGGACUGUGCCAGAGAGGGAAGAAGAACAUGUUGUUGGUCCCAAUAGCGUUUACAAGUGACCACAUUGAAACCCUUUAUGAACUGGACAUUGAGUAUGCCCAAGUUUUAGCGAAUGAGUGUGGAGUUGAAAACAUCAGAAGAGCGGAGUCUCUUAAUGGAAACCCGCUGUUCUCCAAGGCUCUGGCCGACUUGGUCUGUUCACACCUCCAGUCGAAUGAGAUCUGCUCUAGGCAGUUAACCCUGUGCUGCCCGCUCUGCGUGAAUCCCGUCUGCAGGGAGACCAAAGCCUUCUUCACCAGCCAGGGACCGCUCUGAGCGCGGGGGGGACCCCCGGCCCGCAGCCCCGGGGGGCCCUGCGGCUCCUCCGCUGCCCGACCAGACUCUCCUCCCUUACACGCCGACCCGGUGAUGUUCACCUCACCCAACAGUGAGGAGCACUUGACUUUUUUGGCUUAUUUUCUCCUUUGUUUUUUUUGUUUGGGAAGAAUUUGUAGAAAGUAGGGAAAUAAGGGCGUUUAUCCUGUGGCAUGUGAAAAGAUCUCGUUUCAUCCCAUUCUGACUGGACUUAGCGUGAGCCCAGAAGUAUGCACUGAGAAACUUAAAAAACUUUUCUACAGAUUCGCUUCUAUUUCCUAUGCAGAGAUUUAUUUGUAUGCAGUUUUCCCAUGAGUGCAUUAAUUUCAGCUUUCCAGGACAUGCAGUCACUUGGUUUGUUUAUGCUUAAGGUACAGUGUAACCAGCACAGUCACUGAUCAUCUCUUCAGAGAGUGAUUUUUCACAUGGGUUUGAUGAUUGAGUGAUUUCUAAUGCUCUUAAAAGUCUAUAUUUUUAUUAGAACAUAAGGAUAAGGCUUGGGUUUUGGUUGUUUUUUUUGUUUUUUCUCCUGCCAGAAACUUCUGGUGCAAGCUUAGCUGGGAUAGUAAAACUCAUAAGAUUUGUUUACAUUUUCUAGAAAACCCACUCUCAUUAUCUGCAGGAAAGCCUCUGCAUUUGAAGAGCAUAAAAUGAAAGGAAUAAGCCUGCUGGGUGAAGCUGAAGAACGUACUCAGUUGAAACAAACUGUGCGUGUUUCCAGUCUAGCAGCCACGAGCAGCAUGUGUGGAAACAUGUUGGCUUACCUUUUAAGCAAAAUGGCUUUUCAAAAUUAUUAUUAAAAAGGGCUUUCUCUGGUUAAGUAAAUUUAGGAAGUCAGGCUUGCUCUCCAGAAAGUUUAUAGAUCUGCUCUGUGCUUUCUACUGUGGUUUUUGUGGGAUACCUACAGAGUUCCAUAGGUAUAAUUGAUCUAGCUUAAUUGAUGUUGUUGUUUAAAACUGAGAUGAUAAGUCCGGAGUAAUUUACUGUGCAGGUGCCUGAGAGGAGGCAGCCCUGCAGGCUGGCAGCUGUGUGCUUACGCACGCCUUUCUCCAGAGCCAAAUUCUGCCUGUUACAUUUCUGGCACCGCUCCUGGGCCCGGCCUGCGUGCCCGUCACCCAGCUAAAUUUCUUGCUUGUUUUGGCAGGCGUCUGGGUGCAUGGAGGCUGCUGAAUCCACUCCUGGGUAGUGGUGGUAGUUUUGAAGAGCGAAAGACCUUUCUGGGGCAUUAUUUUCUCGCUGUCGGCACCGGGACUGCUGUCUCGGUGAGGCUGGGGAUGGGCGGGGGCUUUUCCAAAAGGCUGGUGGCCACAGCUCCGGUGCUGGAAGUCGUUGAGGGCAGGAGCACCCCAGCACCUCCGUGGCGGUCCUGGCGCCCGGGGAGCUCCCCUCCUGGGGGGCACGGGGGGACAGCGAAGCUGUGACAGUGUUCUGUGGGACUGAGCCAUACACGUGUUAGUCUGGCUGUCAGCUUCGUGGGGAUAAAUGUUUACUUUAUGUAAUUAGCACUGAAAUGCCUGUACUUUGGCAAUGCAAGUUUCCUGUAAAUCAACAACUGAGCUCAUUGUGACGUGUGAGGAGCAGAUGCCGUGCUGCUCGGACUGUUCUCUUUGCUUGUGUAAUUCUGAGGCAUUAACAGUGUGAGCCUCUGAUCUUUCAGAGGUGGGGUUGUUUCAAAAGAAGAUAGGCCUCUGUUGGCAAAACAGGCGUUUGCCUCUGGUUUAUGUUGGAAGAACUAAACAAGGGAUGCUGAAGACACGAAUGGGUGCCGUGUCGAGCAGCCAGUGGGCCAAGUACUGCCAUGGAGUAAAUCCUCCUGCACAGCCUCAUAGGGCCUGGGGCCCAAUACCUCUUGAGAGUUGGUUGAGGAGUCUCCACUGCCAUACUGCAGCUUCCAGGUGUGAUUGUGGUGAGCCAGACUUAAAUCCCUUCAGUGCCAGAACCUCCUAUGUUACUGCUGUCCCUCGUUGCUGUAGCAGAAAGAAGUCUUCCUUGACCCUUCGUACCGUGCCUGUUUGAGGGGCGGGGAGCCAGGAGCCGGGGCUUCGCCUCUCCCUUCCUUGCCCCAUUCUUGGUCUCUGCUUGCUGCCUCGGCAGGAAAAAGGAGCACAAAGCUGGUUCCUGCCCUUGCUCAGGUCAGGUAGGUAGGGUUAGCACGUGUACGGAAGGGUGAUAUCUCCAUGGAAAAGCUUUGAAUCAAUGUCAGCAGAAUACAAACGUCUGUAGCAUGCCUGGGAAGGGAACACUGGCCUUAUGUCUCUCUUUGGACAAAGAACUUUCUCUGUUCCCGUUUCUCUGCUUGACGCUCGUGGGUCAGUGGGAAACAAGCUGUUUUGUAAAAUCUGCCUACUUAUACCUCUUUCCUACCAGCUGAAGGGCAUGACGGCCUUCAAAUCCAGGUUGUGAUCAGCACGUUUAUAAAGUGUGGCUGCAGCUGGAGAGUGAAGGUUAACUUCACGUGAACAUUGCGAUACUAUAAAUACAGGCUGGCUUUUUAUUUCCAUACUGAGAGUAUUAGCUGGUACUAAUUAUAAGGCAUUAUGUUUGUCCCCAGUAAUAAAUGGUAUUUAAAAUUCACUUUUUAGUGUGCUAACCACAAGUGAGAUAAUUACUAAGCCUCUUGCUGCUAUUAGACCAUGAUGUAGAAAUCACUUAAUUUUCUGGCUUUCAGCAGAUGGGUCUCAUCUCACAGGGCUGGUGGGGUUCUUCAUUUUGCUGAACAGAUCAUGUAAUGUCACUGUCCUGCUAUUUAACAAACAUUAUUUUGUCUGAGUGCAGCAUCAAAAGCCUGUUGAAAAACUACCUGAGCAAGUUUAGCUAGCAACUCUGCUUAAUAUUUCUAAUAGAAAUCAAGAUGAGAGUGAGACUAAUAACCAUGGGAAUUCUGCUGCCCAGAAUUAGGGAAAUCUCCUAAUUUCUGUUUGGGAGCAUUUCUGACUGUGCUGACUAACAGUGGAAUUCAUUUGACCGACCUUUAGAUGCUUCCAAACUACAUGUUGACAUCUGAGCUGGUCUCCUAGGUACUAUUUAUGGUCAAAAGAUUGUUUUAAUGUGCAUUUCUGAAAAUGUAUUAAUCUCUCAAGGCAGACGUCCGCAACGGGUGGGGUGAGCUUGGCUCUGCUGCCCUGGCUCAGAGGUGGUAGCGCUGCUGCACGUGUCUGAGGCCAGGGGAUGAAUCCCACCCGCUUACGUGCCUUCGCCAGCGCUCUGCCUUCGGGAGAUGGCACUCCAUCCUGCAGCCAUGCAUUCAGUUUGCCCCUCUGGCAGAUGUGAAACAUUUGGUGCUACUACCUCAGGACCCGGUCUCAUCAGAUCCUGAGCGCUCCCUGCUCCGCUGGGAGUGUCAGCAUCUGGGGGGCUCCAGUCCUCGGACAGUAAUCAGGUUUGGUUCUUUCGUCACCAGUUACACGCCUCGCGCAGUCCUUCAUUUCACCGGCAAGUGUUGGUCGUUUCCACCUGCCCUGAC